This is a messenger RNA of Xylaria bambusicola, 1799 nucleotides long. RefSeq lists its product as uncharacterized. Gene Ontology annotation, molecular function: ketoreductase activity. Gene Ontology annotation, biological process: fatty acid elongation. The transcript has 2 exons. The coding region runs from base 202 to 1203 and encodes 333 amino acids. Gene Ontology annotation, cellular component: endoplasmic reticulum. NCBI's taxonomy places the organism in Eukaryota, Fungi, Ascomycota, Sordariomycetes, Xylariales, Xylariaceae. The record is from RefSeq and is a predicted model, not a curated record.
UUGCUUCAUUCAACAAAAACUUCAGGUGCCCACUCGCCUGAGUAUGUACAUAGUGCUUCUCAAGCGUUUCUCGCCCCUCUGAGACCUAAGACCUAUCCAUAGCACAAUUGGCAAUUGCUCGUUUCGAAUAAACCGACAUCUGCCACGAUCAUACCGCAAUCGCUCUGUGCGGUGUAUUGUGGGUAGCGAGACAAGACGGGUAUGCAUGCAAUUCACAGUGUCAUGGCCGCCGUGCCACAGACUGCUCAGCUUGCCCUCGCAAGUCUGGGAGGUCUGUGGCUAGGCUUCAAAGUCCUGAGCCUGCUGCGGCUUUUCUUCAGUAUGUUCGUACUUAGCGGCACUAACCUCCGAAAAUAUGGCGGCAAAGGAACAUGGGCUGUCGUUACCGGUGCAUCUGAUGGUCUGGGCAAGGAGUUUGCGACUCAGCUUGCUGGCAAGGGUUUUAAUGUGCUUCUCGUAUCUCGAACGCUGUCCAAGCUCGAAACAUUCCAGACCGAGCUCCAAACCAAAUAUCCGAGUCAGCAGACCGACAUUCUCGCGAUGGACUUCGCAGCACUUGACAACGAGGCCGAUUACGCCCGUCUCGCAACCCGUAUCGCUAGCCUCGAUGUUGGCAUUCUGAUCAACAAUGUGGGCCAGAGCCAUAGCAUUCCUGUUGCCUUCACGCUUACCGACAACACCGAGAUGGAGAACAUUAUCAAUAUCAAUUGCAGGGGAACUUUGAAAGUGACGCGGAUCGUGGCUCCAGGCAUGCAGAAGCGACGACGCGGCCUCAUUCUUACCAUGGGUAGCUUUGGCGGCUGGAUGCCCAUGCCCAUGCUCGCCACAUACUCGGGGAGCAAGGCUUUCCUUCAGUUCUGGUCGACUGCGCUAGCAGCCGAGCUCAAACCAGACAAUGUAGACGUGCAGUUGGUUCUGAGCUACCUUGUUACGACGGCGAUGAGCAAGGUGCGUCGCCCUAGCUUGUUCAUCCCGAGCCCAAAGCCUUUUGUUCGUGCGGCGUUAGGCAAGGUGGGCGUGGGCGGCUGGCAUAGCAUGGCUUACACAUAUACGCCACACUGGACUCAUGCACUCAUGGCUUGGUUUGUUGAGAACACGAUCGGCAUUGGUAGCUCUAUAGGCCUCAGGGUCAACCGAUCAUCACACAUUGACAUCCGCAACCGAGCGUUGAGAAAAGCGGCACGGGAAGCUAAGAAGAACUAGAGAGUAACCCGACGUCUGCUGAAAUAUUGCGAUAGUGCCAAAGUGGCAUCAGCGUUGACUUUUGCAUUUCAUCAACGUCAAUCUUGAAGGACUGGUUAAACCUCUCGAUGGCAAUUCGGUUCAGAAGUUGUGUCGCUGUUAGUAUCACGGAGGCAAUUAAUUAAUAGGUAGGAUAUAGAAAAAUAGAUCGGGAGAAUACAUGUUUAAGGUGCGCGUUGCUAGACAACUAGCUUUCAUGAUAGUUAGGGGUGGGUUAUUGUGCACAACUCCACAUUAUUUCCUUUGUGAACUCGAACUGCCCUAUGCGUGAUUAUUCUUCAUAGAAAUUCAUGUCUUACGAGAACAGCCGUCGGCUGUGCCUGUUUAUAAUGUUAUAUUCAUGUCGAGGCGAUCGCCGCAUGGUACUUGAACAUGAAUACCUACAUACCUACUUCCUACAUAUGAGGCAAUAUCCUCCUGUGUAGGCUUCAAGCAUGGAGACUGGAACGAUUAAUACAAUUCAAUAUGAAGAGAGAAUGGACGGCCGUAGCCAAUACGCUUUAUUAAAUAUCUCGACCAGCAAGUGCUGUAGCCAGCUACAUAGCAAAAAAGUGAAG